Messenger RNA from Homo sapiens (human), 1365 nucleotides. It is a transcript of the gene RFC4, whose product is annotated as replication factor C subunit 4. Gene Ontology annotation, cellular component: nucleus. Gene Ontology annotation, molecular function: enzyme binding; ATP hydrolysis activity; DNA binding. The transcript has 11 exons. Lineage: Eukaryota; Metazoa; Chordata; Mammalia; Primates; Hominidae. Gene Ontology annotation, biological process: DNA replication. The record is from RefSeq and is marked reviewed. Bases 205 to 1296 code for a protein of 363 amino acids.
GCUUUUCGCCCGCCGUUCCGUGGCGGGAACUGAGGCGACUGUGGGGACAUCAGUGAUCGUAAGUCUCCUGGGCCCGUUAUUCUCAGAUUAGGUGACGGAGCUAAGACUUCGAGACCAUCUCGUCCUUUUUGUAUCGCGGAAACCUGAGGAACGAGCCGGCGGCGGUGACCUGCACGAGAAGCCAGGCUAACUGGGUGAAGUACCAUGCAAGCAUUUCUUAAAGGUACAUCCAUCAGUACUAAACCCCCGCUGACCAAGGAUCGAGGAGUAGCUGCCAGUGCGGGAAGUAGCGGAGAGAACAAGAAAGCCAAACCCGUUCCCUGGGUGGAAAAAUAUCGCCCAAAAUGUGUGGAUGAAGUUGCUUUCCAGGAAGAAGUGGUUGCAGUGCUGAAAAAAUCUUUAGAAGGAGCAGAUCUUCCUAAUCUCUUGUUUUACGGACCACCUGGAACUGGAAAAACAUCCACUAUUUUGGCAGCAGCUAGAGAACUCUUUGGGCCUGAACUUUUCCGAUUAAGAGUUCUUGAGUUAAAUGCAUCUGAUGAACGUGGAAUACAAGUAGUUCGAGAGAAAGUGAAAAAUUUUGCUCAAUUAACUGUGUCAGGAAGUCGCUCAGAUGGGAAGCCGUGUCCGCCUUUUAAGAUUGUGAUUCUGGAUGAAGCAGAUUCUAUGACCUCAGCUGCUCAGGCAGCUUUAAGACGUACCAUGGAGAAGGAGUCGAAAACCACCCGAUUCUGUCUUAUCUGUAACUAUGUCAGUCGAAUAAUUGAACCCCUGACCUCUAGAUGUUCAAAAUUCCGCUUCAAGCCUCUGUCAGAUAAAAUUCAACAGCAGCGAUUACUAGACAUUGCCAAGAAGGAAAAUGUCAAAAUUAGUGAUGAGGGAAUAGCUUAUCUUGUUAAAGUGUCAGAAGGAGACUUAAGAAAAGCCAUUACAUUUCUUCAAAGCGCUACUCGAUUAACAGGUGGAAAGGAGAUCACAGAGAAAGUGAUUACAGACAUUGCCGGGGUAAUACCAGCUGAGAAAAUUGAUGGAGUAUUUGCUGCCUGUCAGAGUGGCUCUUUUGACAAACUAGAAGCUGUGGUCAAGGAUUUAAUAGAUGAGGGUCAUGCAGCAACUCAGCUCGUCAAUCAACUCCAUGAUGUGGUUGUAGAAAAUAACUUAUCUGAUAAACAGAAGUCUAUUAUCACAGAAAAACUUGCCGAAGUUGACAAAUGCCUAGCAGAUGGUGCUGAUGAACAUUUGCAACUCAUCAGCCUUUGUGCAACUGUGAUGCAGCAGUUAUCUCAGAAUUGUUAACGUGAAUAUAUCUGGAUGGGGGGUUUUGUAAAUAAUGAAGUUGUAAUAAAAAUAAAAUGACCAAAAGCA